Molecule: messenger RNA, 327 nt
Organism: Puccinia graminis f. sp. tritici CRL 75-36-700-3
Lineage: Eukaryota; Fungi; Basidiomycota; Pucciniomycetes; Pucciniales; Pucciniaceae
Exons: 2
Coding region: 1-327 (108 amino acids)
Source: RefSeq, a predicted model, not a curated record
AUGGUAAGGAGCAUAGAACACCGUGAAGACAGCCAAGGUGGCCAAGAAGGGCAGACUUCGAUCCACCGAGCCGACAAGCUUAAUCCACAGCAACCCAGACACCCUGAGGAGGAUCUCCAAAAGGACAUAGACCGCAACCAGCCAACCAAGCGAGACGAGUACCAAGAGCCAAUCCAAGAGAAAGAAAGAAGCCUGAGAGACGCCGAGGAGCAGAUCGCCAACCAGACGAGCGGGUCGAUCAGCGCGAAGCUAGACGAUCCAGUCUGGAGCCUCCGGAGAGUAGAUCAUCUGGAGGGCAAACGAUGGAUCAGUGAGCCCCGCCGAUGA